AGCAGAUGCCGUCCAUCAUGGCGGCUCCCAGCUGCAGGUGUCUCUCACCGUGAGGUUGUUCGAGGUUCGGUGACGCAGGAUGAGGUGAAGAGCUUACCUGUCUGAGGUGAGACACACAGAGCGCGAGCUGGCGGGACGCCGUCAGAAGAGGACUUCCGGUCCGCCUUUCUAGCGCCAGCAGCAGAAAAACAGAACCAAACAGAACCAAACAGAACCAUAUGUGUUCGGCAGGUGAACAGAUUUGAGAUAAACACACAUGCGGGCUUUGACUAGACAGCAGCUCUCCAGGAAUCCUUCCGGCUGAUCAGUUUGGUUCCUGAUUAAAUGCUUUUACUGACCUGCACGAACUUUAGACAUAUUCUGUUCAAUUUUACGCGGUUUGGCUUCUGCUCAUGUUCAUUAGUCUGAAGAUGAUUCUUUUUAUCAUCUGCUGAUUUAGUUCAGCUGUUUUCUUUCAUUCGGCUUCGGUUUAAGAAACUUUUAUUUUGAAAGAUUGUGUCUUGCAUGUCUCAGAUCAGCUGACGGAGUCUUUCCGUUUCUGUUUCAAAUUCAAUUUAGAAAUCCUUUAUUGAUCCCAAAAGAAAAUAAAUGUUAUAAGUCAUUAAUUCAACAUUUUUGAAAGUUCUUGUAGACAGUGACCUGCUGUAGCAGUCUGUCUCACAUGGAUCUGGAAGAAGCUUCUGACUGACACCGUCUCAUGCAGGGGAUGGUCAGAGUUUCCCUUCAUUUUCUUGAUUUCAUGUGAAAUCCUUCUUUGCAUCAUCAUCAUCAUCAUCAUCAUGUCCAGAGUUUUCACAAUAAAAGUCAAAUAAAUCCAUCAAAAUGCUUUUCCUCCAGUGAGGACAGAUGCAGUUUGUCUCCUGGCUGAACAGAAACACCUGUCCUCCACCUGUGUCCUCUGUAGCUAUGAGUGUGAUGUCAUCAGUGAUGCGUGCUACACGGCUGCUCCGGAGCUCCGCCCCCCUGCUCACCUGGCCUCAGAGCAGCCGACUGGCCUCCAAGCAGGUCAAAGGUCAGAGGAAGGAGCAGAAGAAGCUCAAAGUGGACAAACAGGAAGUGGAGAUCAGACAGGGCAUGACGGCGGCGGCGCUGGCGGCGGCCAUGAACAGAGACUUUGACCACGUUCUAGAGGCGCUGCUCAACACGCCGGCGGACCUGGACUCGCUGCGGCCUGACUCGGUUCUGGAAGACAGCUGGAUCAAGGAGGCGGUGAUCCGGUCCGGGAUGAAGUUCAGAUGGGCCAAGCUGAGCGAGAGCCGAGAGCGGCCCAACAGAGACGCCCAGAGGAGGCCCCCCGCUGACCCCGCGCUCCUGGCGAGUCGCCCCCCGGUGGUCACCAUCAUGGGUCAUGUGGAUCACGGGAAGACGACGCUGCUGGACAGCCUGAGGAAGAGCCAGCUGGUCGCCAUGGAGGCCGGCGGCAUCACGCAGCACAUCGGAGCCUUCCUGGUCCAGCUGCCCACCGGGGAGCGGAUCACCUUCCUGGACACGCCGGGCCACGCCGCCUUCUCCUCCAUGAGGGCCCGCGGCGCCAACGCCACCGACAUCGUGGUGCUGGUGGUGGCGGCCGACGACGGCGUCAUGAACCAGACCGUGGAGUCGGUCCAGCACGCCAAGAACGCCAAAGUCCCCGUCAUCGUGGCGGUGAAUAAGUGUGACAAGCCGCAGGCCGACCCCCAGCGGGUGAAGCAGGAGCUGCUGGCGCACGGCGUCGUCUGCGAGGAGUUCGGCGGCGACGUUCAGGCCAUCCACGUCUCGGCUCUGAAGGGCGAUAACCUGCAGGCUCUGGCCGAGGCCACGGUGGCGCUGGCCGAGGUUCUGGAGCUGAAGGCGGACCCGGACGGCCCGGUGGAGGCUGUCGUUAUCGAGAGCCGAACCGACAAAGGCAAAGGCCCCGUGACUACGGCCAUCGUCCAGCGGGGGACGCUGCGGCGCGGCUGCGUUCUGGUGGCCGGCCGCUGCUGGGCCAAGGUCCGCUUCCUGUUCGACGAGAACGGGCGCGCGGUGCCGGAGGCGGCGCCGAGCGCGGCGGUCCAGGUGGUCGGAUGGAAGGAGCUGCCGUCUGCCGGAGAGACGGUGCUGGAGGUGGAGUCGGAGCGGGCCAGAGAGGUGGUGGAGUGGAGGAGCCACCUGGCGGAGCAGCAGAAGCUGCUGGAGGAGCAGAGCGCCAUCCAGCUCAAGCAGCAGCGCCACCUGGAGGAGUACCGGCUGGAGCGCGAGCCGCUGGCCCACCUGAGCUGGCGCCAGAGGAGGGCGGAGCUGUACCGGGCCCACAAGAUCCGCUUGUCUGUGCGGCCCAGCGAGCGGACGGAGAGCGACGAGCUCGGCCUGCCGCUCGUCAUCAAAGGUGACGUGGACGGGUCGGUGGAGACGCUGCUGAACGUCCUGGAUGGCUACGACGCCCAGGACGAGUGCCGGCUGGACGUGAUCCACUUCGGCGUCGGCGACGUCUCGGAGAACGACGUCAACAUGGCCGCCGCGUUCGGAGGGUCGGUGUACGGCUUCAACGUGGCGGCGAGCCGCGGCGUGACGCAGCUGGCGGCGCAGAGGGGCGUGGCCCUGCGGCUGCACCGCGUCAUCUACCAGCUGGUGGAGCAGCUGCGCCACGAGUUGAGCAGCAAGCUGCCGCCGCAGCGCCGCCGCAGCACCGUGGGUGAGGCGACGGUCCUCGCCGUCUUCGACGUCUCUGUGGGGAAGAAGAAGGUUCUGGUGGCCGGCUGCCGGGUCCAGAAGGGCCAGCUGGACCGCCGGCUGAAGUUUAGGCUGAUCCGAGGACGAGACACGGUGUGGGAGGGUUCUGUGUCGGCGCUGAAGCACCAUAAGGACGACGUGGCGACGGUGAAGGCGGGGAUGGACUGCGGCGUGUCGGCGGACGGCGAGGUGGACUUCAGCACCGGUGAUGUCAUCGAAUGCUUUGAGGAGCAGGAAGUUCCUCGGGUCACUUCCUGGGACCCCGGGUUCUGACCGGACCGGUCCCUGAGACUGAGAAACGACUCGGUUUGGUUCUGAAACAUUUUAUUAAUAUUUCAUAAAAACAAAAUCUGAUCAUCGAUUCACAUGUUCAAAUAAACGAUUCCAACAUCCA
Messenger RNA from Xiphophorus maculatus (southern platyfish), 3085 nucleotides. It is a transcript of the gene mtif2, whose product is annotated as mitochondrial translational initiation factor 2. Gene Ontology annotation, biological process: translational initiation. The record is from RefSeq and is a predicted model, not a curated record. The transcript has 13 exons. Gene Ontology annotation, molecular function: translation initiation factor activity; GTPase activity; GTP binding. The coding region runs from base 847 to 2964 and encodes 705 amino acids. Lineage: Eukaryota; Metazoa; Chordata; Actinopteri; Cyprinodontiformes; Poeciliidae.